AAUUGUUAAAAACGACAUCUAACAUUUCGUAAUUUCGAAACGGAUGUAAAUUGUUAUAGGAUACUUGCGUUAGCAUAGUAUUGGCAUAAAUAUAGGGUUGCCGCCGGCACGUAUUUGGUGAUUUAUGAUUAUUGGUGAUAUGAUAAAGUAACAUUAUCAUAACCGGGAUAAACACCUUAAUCUCUUUAUUCACUGUUUUGGAUGUUUCAUCAGCGCAAAACAUACGUUUUAAAACCAAUGUUUUCUUGUUAGGUGUUUAACUUAUUCUAAGUACACUAAAAUAAUAUGUUUGAAUAUUGGCUUUUAAACCAAAUUGAGAAUAAUUACAAAAAUAAUUUAGUAGUAUAAAUUACUUUAGCAACAUGUUAUCUUGCCGCUAUGGAGUGAUUUCUUGAAUAAGAUUACCUACACCUAAGAUACCACUAUCACUUAAUCACUUAAUAAGUGUGCCUCGAUUUUGCAUUUUAAACACCGUAGUAUAUUAAGUUAGUCAUACAAAUGGCUUACAUGCAUUUAUUACGAGUACUAGUAAAAUGAGGACUGUGACACCCCUGAUUCGUUUAGUAAAAUCAUCAAUAAAUUGCUAUUAAUAAACCAUCAUUCUAAUUGUUUAUUCCUUUGCUACUUUGCUCUUUACAGUGCACAUUACGUACUCAUACGUCUUAUAAAUAAUAAGUUCGAACCACCGUCAUUUCUACAUAUAACAUGUCGGACUCCGAGUUUGAAACUAUUGUACCCCUAAAUAACAAGACUGGAGGUGCGAAAGCGAAAAAACCGGUGCAGAAAAGAAAGUCCGAUGCUGCUAAUAGGUCCGAUUCAGAACGAGAGUGGGAAGAAAUUGACGCGGGGACCAAGAAGGUGAAGAAGCCUCGCCAGGCGAAAUCUCCUAGGACUACUAGUGGAGCGUCUAAGAAAAAGACUGCCAGCAACCCCUUCGACGUCUUCGAGCUAUUUCCUGAUGACGAGGCAUUUGCGAAAAAUUGCCCUACACCAGACCAGCUACGCUCGUCUAUAACUCAACGCGUGGCUGAUGGAUUGACUCGGCGUGCUGCUGAUCUUGAGGGGGAGUUUUUCUUGGAGCUGCGAGUAUACAACACCGCCGAUAUACGCAGUGAGUUAGCGGAGCAUAAGUGGAAAAAGGCCCUUCUGGCAGUUAAAGCGCAAAUAAAUAACGAUACUCCUCAGUGGGAAUAUCUACAAAAACUCACAAAGCAUUUAAGAACUCUUUUUGACGAUGCUGAAGUUACAUUUUUUCACAACAAAAAAGGUUAAAAAUUCAGCAUUGUCAAAAAUAAUUUUUAAGUGUAUAUUUUGAACUGUAUUCGGAUACCACACAUAUACAUAUAGGUACUUACUUUAGUUAGAUAAAUACUUAUUUUACUGUUUUAUACGCGAAUUUAGUUAGGUGGAACUAAAAUGCCUUUUUGCUCUGCCUGUUCAAUCCAAGUUCUGAAAAAUAAAUGGGUUGGUCAUUUGAGAAGUACUAAACACAAAAAUAAUUCUUUAGUGGCAGUAACUGAUGGCGUAAUUGAGAUUUCGUCUGCCUUUCAGGGUCGUAUAUCAUCUUAUAGAGUUUUCGGAUCUGAAGAGCUAGAAUUUGCUAUACCUGAACAGUUUUUAGAUAAUUUAACGUCGAAACUAGAAAAUAUUAUAAAACAGUGUUUGAUAAAGCACGUGUGUUUAAAAAUCAAUUUCGAGUAUUUUGGAAACUUUCUUUUAUUUAAGAACAACCGGCAGGAAACAAAGUCGUUUACGACAAAAAACUUCACAGUACAUCAAAACUAUACAUUUUCUGAGUUAUACCAAAAAGUUAUAAACGACAUAAAAAAUAACAUUGAAAAUUUUGAGCAGCGCGAUAGUGGAUGGACUUUCUUAUCUAAUUUAUAUUUAGAGGUUAAUGUUAACAAAUACCAGCCUCUGAAAGGAUCUUCUUACAUAGAUUUACCUAAGUCUAUUAAAAACAAGAAAGCUUGUAUUAACAUACAGAAUAAAGAUGAAUAUUGUUUUCUGUGGAGUAUUGUUGCUGCGCUUUAUCCCUCAAAAAAUCACAAAGAGCGUACGGCCUCAUACCCCUACUUUAAAGACGUGUUGAAUAUUGAUGGUCUCAGUUUUCCCAUAACUUUCUCUGAUAUUGGUAUGUUUGAGCAUAAAAAUGUGGGUUUAAGUAUUAAUGUGUAUUCUUUAAUGGAUAAUCGUACAGUGGCAGGACCUAUUUAUAGAUCUCAAUAUAAAAGGAGUAAGAAAAUUAAUUUACUUUUAAUAGAGAAAGGAAAUAAAUCGCACUACGUUUUAAUAAAUAAUUUGUCUCGAUUGGUUCGUUCCCAAAUAACUAAACAUCAUGGUAAACUUUACUUUUGUGAAGAUUGCCUCUUAUUUUUUCCUUCCCUAGACAAGUUUGAAAGUCACUCCUGUAGUGGAAUCGCCACUGUACUCCCGGAAAGAGGUACAUAUCUACAAUUUAAACAUUAUGAACGUCACUAUAAUGUUCCUUUUGUAGUUUAUUGUGACUUUGAAACAAUUCUUAGGCCAUUUCAAUCAUGUGAGCCUGAAAAGGAACCUCAGGGAAGUUUCACUGUAAAUAAACAAAUGCAUAUACCCGCAGCUUUUGCCUAUAACAUAGUCUGCUCUUAUGAUCAACGCUUAAAUAGAUUUAUUCAAUACAGAGGACCCGACUGUGUUUCUAAAUUUUUAAAAUAUUUAUACAGACAUGUUGAAGAUAUUUAUAAAAUAUUGCGUGAAGAAGUGCCUAUGAUUUUCACAGAAACAAAUGCUUUAGCCCACAAAAAUGCUCAGACAUGCCACAUUUGCCUGACUGCUUUAUUUGGCGACAAAGUAAGAGAUCACUGCCACUUAACUGGUGUUUAUCGUGGGGCCGCUCAUCAAUACUGUAACUUACGUUAUAGUGUUCCCAAAUUUAUUCCUGUUUUCUUUCAUAACUUAGCAGGAUAUGAUGCGCACUUGUUUAUAAAGGAGUUAUGCGAGGAUGUAGGUUCAAAGGUGCAAAUAAUUGCGAAGAACAAGGAAAACUAUAUAUCCUUCAGUAAGUUUUUAAAGAUGCCUGACGAUCAGUAUGUGCGGAUACGAUUUGUAGAUUCGUUUAAAUUCCUAGAUACAAGUUUAGAAAAAUUAGCGAAGGGACUUGCUAAGGCAGACUUUUCUCACUUACGAUUGUUUUUUCCUGAUGAAAUCAAAUUUGACCUAUUGACUAGAAAAGGUGUUUAUCCUUAUGACUAUAUAACAUGUUGGGACACGUUUGCCGAGACUGAAUUACCUUCGCAGGAUUUAUUUUAUAACUCGUUAACUUCGGAGAACAUAAGUGAUGAGGAUUAUGUGCAUGCGCAAACUGUAUGGAAUACAUUUAAUAUAAAAAAUCUUGGUCAAUAUACGGAUCUUUACCUUCAGACCGACGUUUUACUUUUAUCAGACAUCUUUGAAAAUUUUCGGCGAAAUUGUAUGGUUAGUUAUCGACUAGAUCCUGCGUUCUAUUUA
Leguminivora glycinivorella is the source of this 3489-nucleotide messenger RNA. RefSeq lists its product as uncharacterized. The transcript is spliced from 4 exons. NCBI's taxonomy places the organism in Eukaryota, Metazoa, Arthropoda, Insecta, Lepidoptera, Tortricidae. Bases 706 to 1272 code for a protein of 188 amino acids. The record is from RefSeq and is a predicted model, not a curated record.